CAUAACCUUAUCAACUCUCGGUCGAAAUGUGGGGAUUUUGAAAUUUUAUUUGUUUACCCUCACACUUUAGAUUUGAAGUUUAUAAUGACGAAGCAUGCUCUACAUUAGCAAGAGAGUGGAUUUGAUAAUACUAAACCCACAUUGGCGAGCUGAUAACAAUAAGAUUCAAUCGUACGACGUUAUAAAAUUUCACAAUAUAGAAAAGGAAUGGAUUGAAUCGGUACAGAUACUCAAUAACGAACACAGUAAUACACAUUGUCAAUCAAUUAGAAUAAUUUUUAUUGAACUUUACAAAUAAUAUAGGAUUACCGGAACAAUGAAAUUGGAUGAUAUAUUUAAUAAAAUCGGGGACACGAGUGUCGCACAAGUAGCAACGUUUAUUUUACUCGGACUCGUAGCUAUUUCAACAGGAUGGCAAAACGUUGCAAUAAAUUACAUCCAUGGCGACAUGAAACACCAUUGUUAUGUACCUCAAUUAGAAGAAUACACCUUUCAAAGACAGGAAUAUAUCGCGAUCCCAAGGACAAUGGGAAAUGAUGGAAACUGGGUCUAUGACAGUUGUAAAAUGUUUGACUUGGAUUGGUCAAACUUUACAAAAGAUCAAUUUGAUUCUUGGGAUAGAGAUUCCUUUGAUUCAGCAAAUGCCGCAACACGUUCUUGUUCGAGUUGGUCCUACGAUCAGAGUCAGUUUCACUCUACUGCUAUCAGUAAGUAUGAUUUAGUAUGCGACAACGCCGAUAAAAAGAGCCUCCUUGAAACAUUAUAUAUAGCUGGGCUGUUAGUUGGCUUACUGGUAUUUGGUCAAAUUGCUGACAGUAUCGGGCGUAAGCCAGUCCUUCUAGUGGCAAUUCUGGUUGAAGUAGCAUUUGGAGUGGGGGCUGCUUUUGCCUCCGACUAUGUGGCCUUUGUCGUCGUUAGGUUUUUCUUUGGGAUGGCCGUUGGGGCCAAGUUCAUCAUCGCUUUUGUUAUGGUUGUUGAACACGUUGGUCCUGCGUAUCGUACUGUAUUUGGAGUCUUGAUGAACGCAUGGAUGACUGUUGGAAUGAUGUCACUUCCGGGAAUAGCAUACCAAGUUCGGAAUGUGCAAACUCUUCAAAUGAUACUCGCAGCACCUCCAGCAAUUUUUCUCACAUACUUUUUUUUGAUCUCAGAAACGCCAAGGUGGCUUGUAACACGGGGGCGCUUAGAACAAGCCACGGCGUUAUUUCACAACAUGGCCAAAGUUAAUAAGGCGGAUCUACCUGAGGACCUAGAACUCAUGGAGAAUUCUGUAGAGGACCCUGACGAAAGGAGAAUAAAUCUUGCGGAUAUGUUACGGACACCAAAUCUCCGAAAGCGUCUCUUAAUAUUCUGGAUAAUCUGGUUGUUGUCUGGACUUGUUUACAUGGGAUUCACCAAUAAAAUCAAAGUAGGAAAUAAUGAUUAUUUUAAUGAUUUCAUCUCUGGUUUAACUGAGCUACUGGCCUACCCUGUCAGCAUACUUCUCAUCUCAAGCAUCGGUAGAAAGCUGGGGAGUUUCUCUAUGGCAGCGAUGGCAGCGGUUCUAAGUUUCAUCUGUAUACCUUUGAUACUCACAUCCAAUACAAUGCAAGGAGGAUUAACAGCAGUCACAUUGUUCGGUAAAUUAUGCGCCACCUCCAUGCUUGCUUCCAUCUCUAUGUGGACCGUGGACACUUUCCCAACCGUCGCAAGGGCUGGCGUUGCCUGUGCCUCUGCUAUGUUCGCUUUUGCAGGUGGACUCAUUGCACCACAGAUCAAUAGACUGGAAUCCACUUGGAGUGGUCUACCGUCCAUCAUAUACGCUGUACUGGCCCUGCUGGUAGCUGUCAUAACACUCGCACUUCCGGAGACUAUGGACUUAAAUCUUCCCGAUACCCUAAACGACGGGGAGUGGCUUGGCAGUCAACCAUACAACGAAGAAUCCAAAAAGCCAGCUUUGAACUAUUACAAUUCUGUUAAACUGUCACAAUCAGCCUUGGCGUACGACAACAAAUCAUUUGAAAUGGAUAAAGAUGUUCCACAUAAACUCGUUGAAAACAAUGGAAACGUCCCUAUGGUUGAAGUCACUUCGAAUGCAGGGUCCAAUGACAUCAGGAAACGAUCAACGGACAAUGUUACUACUCUAUAGACUUCUAAGGAAAAACAUUCCUAAAGAUUUCAGUCAAAUUAAAAAAGUAAAUGAUUAAAUAAAUACUAAAAACUAUGACUUCGACUAUGAUUGGCUACAUUCUUAACUCAUCAAAUCGUGAUCUUAAUGGGUAUUUUUGAAACGUUUGGUUUAUCACUUUUUAAGAAAAUGCAUUUACAUUGAAAAUAUGUAUGCACAGAAUGGACGACCUCUUGCGUGAAGGUGCUCCAUAACUUUGAUCCUUCAAGAAAUGUUUUGGCCGCAAGGCCGUUCUUCAGUUAGACCGAGUGAUAAUGUACUUAAAACGAGAUGGGUCUACUAAGGACGGAAUUGCCGUCCUUCAAUACUAAAAGAGACGGGUUAAUACACAUUGGAACGAAAUAGACCUAGUUAAAGAGGUUUUAAAUGACUU
This is a messenger RNA of Owenia fusiformis, 2540 nucleotides long. The record is from the annotation of a GenBank genome assembly. NCBI's taxonomy places the organism in Eukaryota, Metazoa, Annelida, Polychaeta, Sabellida, Oweniidae.